UCCCCCAUCAGCAAAAUCGGAGACGAUCUCCUGAUCGAACUCCUCAUUCGUCUCCCGGACACAAAAUCCGCCUUCCGAUCCAAACCCGUCUGCAAGCAAUGGAACUCCCUCGUCUCCACUCCCUACUUCGCUCGCCGUUUCGUUUCCCGCCACAUCGCCGGCGAAUCCGGACCCAUCGCGCUUCCGGCUCCCUCAAACAUCCCGGAUCUGGUCUCGACUUUUCUUCCCCUGCCUGCCGCCGAGGCCCGUUUCCGUUUCGACGUUCUUGACUGCUUCAGGGACUUGCUCUUACUCGGGUUCAACGCGAGCCGGAGCGACAACAGCAGCGAGCUGGGGCGAACGUUAUUCCUCUGCAAUCCAUUCACCAAGCGAUGGGUCGCCCUGCCUUUAGCCCCUCGGAGGUGGUUCAGGUACGACACGUUGAUGUAA
Linum tenue is the source of this 429-nucleotide messenger RNA. Lineage: Eukaryota; Viridiplantae; Streptophyta; Magnoliopsida; Malpighiales; Linaceae. The record is from the annotation of a GenBank genome assembly.